AUGUCAGAGGCGGAAAAACAACAGGCACAGGAGCAAAAAGCACAGCAGCUCCAGGCGCAAUAUAACAAUUACCAAGAGGCGUUGACGGAGUUGCAAAGUCAGCUUUCGACAAUCACUUCGCAAGUUCUGGAACACAAUAUAGUUGACAAGACUUUGGCCGAGAUCCCGCCAGAGAAACGCAAUGGAAGAAAGUGCUUCAAGAUGAUCGGUGGAGUUUUGGUUGAAAAGACCGUGGACGAAGUUAUCAAGAUAUUGGACGAGGAGAAAAAACAGCUUCUUCAGACAAGAGAAGAGGUGGAGAAGAGCUUUGUGUCUACGAAAAAAGAGAUGGAGCAGUGGAUGACGAAAAACAAGGUGAAGAUCAUGAGACAAUAG
This is a messenger RNA of Clavispora lusitaniae ATCC 42720, 375 nucleotides long. Its product is annotated as tubulin-binding prefolding complex subunit. Lineage: Eukaryota; Fungi; Ascomycota; Pichiomycetes; Serinales; Metschnikowiaceae. Gene Ontology annotation, biological process: protein folding. Gene Ontology annotation, molecular function: protein folding chaperone. The record is from RefSeq and is a predicted model, not a curated record. Gene Ontology annotation, cellular component: cytoplasm; prefoldin complex.